AAGGUGCUCUGAAGAAUCCGUUUCCAAAUUCAAGGAAGGCUGGAUCUGGACAUCUGACAUCUGAACAAUUAGCCUCUCUCUGUUUGUUUUUCUGUCUCUUUUUUCCUCUCCCUCUUUUUACCAGAUCCAUCUGAAGCUGCUCUUCCCCUUUCCAGUUUUUCCAGGAGAACACUGGCAGUGUUACAAUUGGGGCUCUGGUGUCCAAUCCCAUUUUUCUUUGCCUUUCCUUUUCUUGUGUGAUUGUGUGGCUCUCUGGCAUUACCUGAUGUGACUUUCUGGUCCCCUCUCGCUUUGGAAUCAUGGGCAUCUUUUGGCCUUCUGUUGGAUUCUAUGUCUUCACAGUAUUGUACAUCCAGCAAGGACUUUCUUCUCAAGCCAAAUUUACUGAAUUUCCUCAGGAUAUCACAGCCACUGAGGGGCAGAAUGUGGAGAUGUCUUGUGCAUUCCAGAGUGGCUCUGCCUCAGUAUACCUGGAAAUCCAAUGGUGGUUUCUGAAGGCAAUUGAGGACCAAGAAGCUGGAGCUGAGGUGAUGGAAGCUCAGGUGGAGCUAUUACCAGAGAGAGACUUGGAUAAUGAUGGAACAAAGAUAAGUACAGUGAAAGUACAGGGGAAUGAUAUUUCCCACAAGCUGCAGAUCUCCAAAGUCAGGAGAAAGGAUGAAGGAUUGUAUGAGUGCAGAGUGACGGAUGCCAAUUUUGGAGAACUUCAAGAAUACAAAGCCCAAGCUUAUCUCAAAGUGAAUGCAAACAGCCACUCCCGAAGAAUGCAGGCUUUUGAAGCUUCCCCAAUGUGGCUGCAGGAUAAACCUCGCAAGAAUAUCUCAGCUGCCAUCUCUAACAGCAUCCAUAAUUCUGCCAGUCAAAGAUCCACUUCUAAUCCUCCAGUAGAUGCCAAAAUCCCUAAGCAAAGUCCUCAAUCAGUGCAUGCCAAGAAAGUCAUGGGUGCAAGAGCCAAGCUGAUGAACUAAUUAAAUAUAUGAAUGUAUAUGUUUAAACAGCCUUAUAAAGAAGCAUUGGAAAUCUGCAAGAUGAGCGAAUAUCUUAUAACUUCUUCCGCAGGUGCGAGGAUAGCUACAAGCCAUGGACUUUCUGUCCUGCUUCUUGUUUGUGGCUUUGUGAAGGGUGCUUUACUUUGAUCUAAAAAGUGCUGAC
Molecule: messenger RNA, 1152 nt
Organism: Thamnophis sirtalis
Lineage: Eukaryota; Metazoa; Chordata; Lepidosauria; Squamata; Natricidae
Source: RefSeq, a predicted model, not a curated record